Messenger RNA from Morus notabilis, 1852 nucleotides. RefSeq lists its product as uncharacterized. NCBI's taxonomy places the organism in Eukaryota, Viridiplantae, Streptophyta, Magnoliopsida, Rosales, Moraceae. Bases 158 to 1552 code for a protein of 464 amino acids. The transcript has 4 exons. The record is from RefSeq and is a predicted model, not a curated record.
AAACAUCAAAACGUUGUUUGUUUGUGCGUACAUUCAAUGUAGCUGUUUUUGAUUCUACGUAUGCUCUUUGGUGGAUUUUUCUCAACUGGGUCUCUCGUUUCAACGGGCUAUAGCAAUUUCAGAAUUAAAGUGAUUGUUUCACCAAAGAAAUAUAUGUAUGGCUGAAGAUGAAACUUUAUCUGGGAUGUCUGAAACUGACAUAACAACUUUGAAGGAAACCCUUGAAGCACAACAACAGCUUCUUCAAACCCUUUACGUCGAGUUGGAGCAGGAAAGGGAAGCGUCGGCUACCGCGGCUAGCGAGGCUCUCUCCAUGAUUCUGCGUUUGCAAGGCGAAAAGGCUGCAGUGAAGAUGGAAGCAAGCCAGUACAAGAGAUUGGCAGAGGAAAAGAUGUACCAUGCCGAGGAGUCUCUGGCAAUCUUUGAAGAUCUUAUUUACCAGAAGGAGAUGGAAAUUGCUGCUCUUGAAUUCCAAGUUCAGGCUUAUAAGUGCAAGCUUUUAAGCUUGGGGUGCAAUGAUGUGGUUGGAGGCGAAAACAGAUUUCCGGAGACUCUAAUUUUCCAAGGAAGUGAUCUGGUUAAAGGAGAAACUUGUGGUGGUGGAGGUAAUGUUAAAAGAUUCAGCUCUUUACCUCCUCUUCCACUCAAGGAUUCUCACCAGAAGAAGAGCCCCAUAGAAAGGCAAAAAUCCACAAUCAACUUGCCGGAUUUAGUUCAGAAGAUAGUGGAGAAAAAAGCAGACCAGGAAAUUAGUAUUCAGAACUUGGAGUUAGAGAAGAAACAAGGACAUGGUUCUGGUGGAAACUUUGAUUCUUACUGGCAGCAGAUUAGAAUGUUAGAUGAACAAGUAAAAGAAAUCUCUCACUCUAAAGAUUCCGCUAGAGAUAAGCAGAAUGAAUCUAGGCCUUGUCCAUUGCCUUCACCAGUAACCAUCAACAAAUCCUCUGACUCAACAACAUUGAAAGUUGUCACUGCCUUGAAUGAAGUAAUACAUGAUGAUAAUUUGCUAGAAAGAGAGGAAAAUCUUAGCAGUUCUUGUUCUUCAAGUAUCCAAGAUAUUUUCGAAGUUCCAAAACUUAGAGAGAAGCGUAAAACUUGUGAGAAACAAACGAAAAGACAGAAUGAAGCGAUUGAUGGAGUUGAGACCAAGCUUGGGGACCUGGAUUUGGCACCUCAGGAAACUAGUAAAUCAUGUUUUAAAGAUGAAACAGACAGUGCAAAGAAAAUGUUGAGCAACUUGUCUAAACCGAGAGAUGAAAUGAGUAGUCAUCGCAAUUUGGCUCUAGUUCAUCCACCAACCAGUGUUGCUGAAUCUCAAGCUCAGUUUCAGCAGUUGCGUCGAAGGGUCGAGCAGCUUGAGGGAGAGAGAGAUGGUAUAAGUCGAGAAAUUACUUAUGCUGGGGAAGAGGAGAAGAAGUUGUUGAGGGAGAUACAUGAACAACUUAACGACAUACAAGCUGAACUUUUCAGUUGGAGAAAAAGGAAAACAAAAGUGCACGAUGACCAAUGCCUUGAUCCGCUAAGAGAGGCAAUGCUGUACUUCUGGUUAUGAUCAAGCAAUUCAAUUGCCAUGAUAAAGUCUUCCAGCUCGUUGAUUGUUCUCCAUGGUAAAUGGUAUGAAAAAAUAGGCAAUUUUUUUUUUCCUGAGAAAAGAAUUAUAUACAAUGUAUAGAGUGUAAAAUUUGCAUACAUGUUCAUUAAGCAGUACAGCAAAGGAGAGUGUGUUUUGUCAAUACUGUAUUAGGUAUGAUUUUGUGUCCUUUCGUUAUUUCCCAGAUUUUUAGGUACAUAAUCGUUUAUAAGUAUAAAUACCUUACUGUUUGAGAGAACUUUUUACCAUCUGUAAGCUGGA